This is a messenger RNA of Pseudopodoces humilis (Tibetan ground-tit), 761 nucleotides long. The record is from RefSeq and is a predicted model, not a curated record. Lineage: Eukaryota; Metazoa; Chordata; Aves; Passeriformes; Paridae.
AUGGCGCGGCGGGAAACCCCGCGCGGGUCACGUGGUGCGCGCGGCCGCGCGUCACGUGGUGCGGACAAGAUGGCGGCGCUGAGGGCGAUCGGGGGGUCCCGGGGCGCCCCCGCCCUUCGGCCCCGCCUGGGGCAGAGCCGGGGGGGCUCCGGGGGGCUCCGGGCUCACCUGGACAGGUGGAGGCAGCACCUGGAGGGGGCCGCGGGCUGGGCCGAGCGGUGGCGGCUGCGGAAGCUGAACGCGUACCGCAGCUCCCUCAGGGAAUCCCUCGGGCCGGACGCGGCGGCGGCCGAGUUCACCUGGGCCUGCGGGGGGGGCGUCAGGUUUUUGGGGCAGCAGCGCUGGAUCGGCCCCGGGAGCCGCUCGGAGCUGCCCCGGCUGCAGCACCUGCCCGUGGUGGGCAUCGACCUGAGCGGGACCCCCGUCACCUACGGGGGGCUGGACAACCUGGUGUCCCUGUCACACCUGUCACACCUGGACCUCUCCGGUUGUCCCCACGUGUCCGACUGGCUCCUGGCCCGGCUCCACGUCUUCGAGGCCACCCUGCAGCACCUGGCGCUGGCCCGGUGUCCCCAGGUGAGCGAGCGGGGCCUGGCCACGCUGCACCACCUCAGGCAGCUGCGCUCUCUGGACCUGGCGGGGUUGGCGGUUCCGAGCCCGGCGCGGCUCCGGGCGCUGCUGGAGGCGGCGCUGCCGCACUGCCGGAUCCUGGGCAUGGAGUAACCCCGGGGAUCCGCCGCACGGGAUCCGCCGCACGGGAU